Molecule: messenger RNA, 1198 nt
Organism: Botrytis deweyae
Lineage: Eukaryota; Fungi; Ascomycota; Leotiomycetes; Helotiales; Sclerotiniaceae
Exons: 4
Coding region: 434-1033 (199 amino acids)
Molecular function (GO): fatty acyl-CoA hydrolase activity
Source: RefSeq, a predicted model, not a curated record
GUUCGAUGGAUAUGGAUGGAUAUGGAUAUGGAUAUGGAUAUGGAAUGGGGGGCGGACCCCUGAUUUUUAUUGAUUGAUUGAUUGAUUGAUUGAUUGAUUGAUUGAUUGAUUGAUUGAUUGAUUGAUUGAUUGAUUGAUUGAUUGAUUGAUUGUAUGAAGGACGAAGGACAAAGUACCAUUGACCGCGCAAUUGAGGGAUUGUUGUGUAUUUAUCUGUCUGUCUGUCUGUCUGUCUGUCUUUCUGUCUGUCUGAUCUAUUAGGGUUGAGAUUGAGAUUGAGAUUGAGAUUGGCUUUUGAGGGAUAUUUGUUUAUUGAUUAAUUAGUUUAAUCAAUUAAUUGCUCGAUCGAUCAAUCAAUCAAUAGCUCGUUGUAAAGAAAGAAACUAUUCGGGUAGGAUAAAAGAUAAGAAGAAGAAGAAGAAGAAGAAGAAGAAUGGCCCCAGAAACGCAAACGAAAUUCGAUGCGAAGAAUGAUGUGGGAUUGAAACGAUUGGGAUUCUUGAUGAAGGGGUGGAAGGAUAGUAGGGAGGGGUAUAUUGGAUGGGGUCAUGAUCUCCUACCUUCACUCUCGCUUUCUGCGGAUGCGGAACAUCAUUCGGAGAAUGUGACGACGUUUGUUUUUAAACCGACGGUGCAUCAUUGCAACGCAAACUCCACCGUUCAUGGCGGCUGCAUCGCAACCGUCUUCGAUGCCUGCACAUCCGUUGCACUCAUGGGUCGCUACAGCGCUCAGAAAUGGGGCGGUGGUGGAGUGAGUAGAGGAUUGGGAUGUACUUAUUUAAAGGGCAUUACUAUUCAUGAGGAAUCUGAAGGAGAGGGAAAAAAUGAUGUGUUAGUUGAAUGUGAGGUUGUGGGGGGGUUGGGGAAGAGAAAUGUGGUUUUGAGAGGAACAAUGAAACGCAGAACCGGAGAAGUCCUAGCCAUUUGCGAACAUAGUAAAGUGAAUAUUGUGGGUGUGGAAUUACCUAGUUCUGCUUCUGGUUCGAAGGAGAAGGAGAAGAAAGAGGAAAAGGGAAAGGAGUCGAAGUUGUAAAUUUGAGGGGUGAGGGUAAUAGAUUGCGGGGAAGGUAGAUGGAGGAAGAGGAGGAGGAGAAGAAGAGGAGGAGAAGAAGAUAUAAUAGGGAAGAGGAAGGUUAGAGGAAGGGGGGUAUAUAUAUAUCUAUAAACAAAAAAUUCAAAUAUUAAUAUGUAUAUUCAU